Messenger RNA from Melanotaenia boesemani (Boeseman's rainbowfish), 1889 nucleotides. RefSeq names its product pyrroline-5-carboxylate reductase 1, mitochondrial-like. Lineage: Eukaryota; Metazoa; Chordata; Actinopteri; Atheriniformes; Melanotaeniidae. The record is from RefSeq and is a predicted model, not a curated record. Gene Ontology annotation, biological process: L-proline biosynthetic process. The transcript is spliced from 7 exons. The coding region runs from base 347 to 1312 and encodes 321 amino acids. Gene Ontology annotation, molecular function: pyrroline-5-carboxylate reductase activity.
UCUUCACAGGUACAGCACAGGGCGAGACAGCUGAGCCACGUUGAUUGUGUGAUCAUUUCAAGCAUUUCUCUUCCGUAUUUGUGAGUCAGAUGGGCAACUUCUGUUUUUUUGUAAGUCUUUUAUCUCUUAAAAAAUAUUUUCUGUUUUGAUGAUGGCUUCUGUCACCAUCUCUUUGUGUGUUUCGAUUAAUAAGGAAGUAACAGUUUGUUUACAAUCUUUUCGUCGCCGUAGAUGCACCCUGCUUGCUAGCUAGGAAACGCAGCAGAUCGAGAGGAAUAAAGAAAAAAGAAGCCAAAUUGAUCCAGUAGAUCGUCUUUUUUUCGAACAUUGUACAUUCACGGGCAGAAUGAGUGUGGGUUUCAUAGGAGCGGGCCAGUUGGCUCACGCUCUGGUGAGAGGCUUCUCGGCUGCAGGUGUGAUUGCCACACACAGAAUCACAGCCAGCUCUCCAGACACAGACCUCCCCACAGUUCAGCAGCUCCGGAAAUUAGGUGUGAAUUUCACCAUCAGCAACAAGGAGACUGUGAGCAAAAGUGACGUCCUCUUCCUGGCCGUGAAGCCCCACAUCAUUCCUUUUGUACUUGAUGAGAUUGGACCAGAUAUCGAAGACCGUCACCUUAUUGUGUCCUGUGCUGCGGGUGUCACUAUUAGCUCCAUAGAGAAGAAGCUGCAGCAAUAUCGCAGCACUCCAAAAGUAAUGCGCUGCAUGACCAACACUCCUGUAGUAGUACGUGAAGGAGCCACUGUCUAUGCCACGGGCACACAUGCAGAGGUGGAAGAUGGAAAGCUUCUGGAACAACUGAUGGCCAGCGUUGGCUACUGCACUGAGGUGGAAGAAGACCUGAUUGAUGCUGUCACUGGCCUGAGUGGCAGUGGCCCAGCUUACGCAUUCACAGCCGUAGAGGCUCUUGCUGAUGGUGGAGUGAAAAUGGGCCUGCCCAGGAGACUGGCUGUACAUCUAGGAGCUCAAGCACUGCUGGGAGCUGCUCGCAUGUUGCUAGACUCAGAGCAGCACCCUGGGCAGCUCAAGGACAAUGUGUGUUCACCAGGGGGCGCCACCAUCCAUGCCCUUCAUGUUAUGGAGAGCGGGGGCUUCCGAAGCCUCCUCAUAAAUGCUGUAGAGGCCUCCUGUGUAAGGACUAGAGAACUUCAGUCUUUGGCUGACCAAGAGAAGAUCUCUCCAGCUGCCAUAAAGAAGACAACUCUGGACAAAGUGCUUCAGCAGCCAGGAGUCAAUGCAGACACUGUUGGAGUCAGAUCUCGUGGGAUCAGCAUCUUUAACAGCAAUAACCCCAGGGUCAAGAAAAACUGAUCUGCAAACUCAAAUGUGACUGGUCAUGUUUCUGAUGGUGCAGUAAAUGCUGUCUGUAAAUCACUGAAGAUGGAUAAUUGCUGACAUAAAGACAUGAGGAAAAAAAGAAAAGAGAAAUUCUGAUAUAUUUUAAAUAAGACCAGAUAGGAAGAAAUUUAUAUAGAUAACAAUUUUUCUUUGUAAUAAAAUCAUUUUUCCAUUAACAGAUAUUUUUAUAAAUAACUUGUAUUUUGGUCAAAUUUUUCAGGGGUAAGCAUUUAUUCUUUAAGAAUAAUUGGGGUCUGUUCAUAAGUUAUCUAAAAAGACAGACUUAGCCCAUAUGUUAGACACAACCAGGGAUCCGUAAGUAACCCUCUGAUAUGCAGAUUUAGGUCUGUAAAGUUCUGCAAGUAUUUGUACACAAGAUGAGAUGUGUGACUCUUAAGCAGAUUCUUGGUGAUACCUUCUCAUAUUUUUUUUUGUGCAAGCUUUUUUUGUGUGUGUGUGUCCUGUGUUUUCUUUAAUGGUGACACAUAGUUUAUGUUUACUAUGUGUAAGUGGGUGUUAAACCAAUAAAAAUCUUUUGAAUGCAAAACGA